Molecule: messenger RNA, 1281 nt
Organism: Pangasianodon hypophthalmus (striped catfish)
Lineage: Eukaryota; Metazoa; Chordata; Actinopteri; Siluriformes; Pangasiidae
Gene: cenph
Product: centromere protein H
Exons: 10
Coding region: 154-819 (221 amino acids)
Biological process (GO): chromosome segregation; kinetochore assembly; mitotic spindle organization
Cellular component (GO): nucleus; kinetochore
Molecular function (GO): kinetochore binding
Source: RefSeq, a predicted model, not a curated record
GUUUACGGUAGGCUUGACACAAGAGGCGUGGCCUUUCAGAAGGCGUGGCCUCGUUUAACUCCGGACACGUCAGAGUCACGUGACGAAGGACUUUCGGGCGGCGGUAGAUUCGGUUGUUUGUUGUUAGCAAAAACUAGCUAACUAGCCAACGAGAUGGAUUCUGAAGAUCCUGAUCCUGUUGCAGUGAAUGAUCAUCUGCCAUCAUCCAUUUCCCCCAUACAUCUACUCAGGAUGAAAGAUAUAAUGGCCAACCAGUGCUUUGACAUGAGUAUUAAGGUCAAUAUGGCAGGCAAACUUAAGUCUUCUGAAACACUGGAUGCUGAAGCAGAUCUGUCCAAAUAUGAAAAAGAAAUAGAACAGGCAAGAACGUCACAUUUCAACAAGACACUUGCCCUAAACAGGAUGCAGGUUUGGAACGUCAUCAUUGAGAAACUGAUACAGGAUGAUGCUGGGGCAGCGUCAUUGAAGGCAGUUGUUGAUGAAAAUGCAGACCUCUGUGAGAAGGCAAUGAAGGUUAUAAAGGAAACUCGAGAACUUCAGGACCAAAUCACAGACAUUCAGAAGGAGAGACUUGAGAUGAAAGGUCUCAUUAAGAACAAGAUGCAGGAGAUUAAUGAGCUGAAACAGAUGGGGGAGAAUCAGGGCGAGGCACAGAAGCGGGCCAUGGAAAGAGCGGAAGAAGUCCUGCAGAAGUACAAAAAGAUCGCUACCAUUUCUCAAAAUGUCCUGCGAGGAAUCAUACUUGCGAGCAGGGUAAACUGGAUCAAUGAUCCUAAACUGAGAGACAUUGCAAUGGGACUGGAGAGCAUCCCUAACUGAGGACUCAUUUUAUAAACAAGAUAUGCAAUAACAUACUGUAUACUUGUGUUUUAUGUAAUAUAGACAAUGUUGAUUUUUUUAAUACAGUCCUGAUGUCUUGUAAAAUGAGUAAAAAUAGAGUCUGCUUAGUAACCAUGUUUUACUAAACAAACCAUACCUGCUACACACUGCCUGAAAGGGACCAUAUGAAAAAUUUUACAUGCCACAUUUAACAAGAUAUAUCUGAGUCCACAUGUACAGUAACCAUUUAGUGUAUAAAUGUACAUUUUUGUCCUGACAAGGGGAACCAUCUUCUCUGGGAUGUGUACCUUUACCUUUUCUAUUUAAAAAUACAUGAUUUAUCUUUAACAUGCAUCCUAUAUUCUUCCUAAUGUUGCUGUGGCCCUCCAAGUGGAGAAUAUUACAAACAUGAACAUUAUUGUGGAAAUUUCCCUUUAAUAAAUACAUUUGCCUUAACACAUA